CAAAUGAGAAGGUUAGAAAAGAAAUUACAUCACCAUAACUAUUUUGCGGACGAAAUUUCUUGAGCUACAUCGUAAGUUUGGCGGAAAUUGCCGAGUGGUAGGGUUGGCGAUGAAUGCCGAGCAUUCAAACGUUAACGUUUUAAUCAUUCACGUUGACCGACGUCACGCUUUAGUAACAUUGACGUGUACAUACUGUUGUAGACCGGAAGAGUCAUAAAUUCACGUUGUGUGGAGUCGUUUGUCUUCAUCACAACAACGGAUUUAACGGAUUUCUGAGAUGAGACUUUCCCGCCUAUCGACCACGUGCGCAGUGCUCAUCUGCUGCGUUGCCUUGGUAGCACGUGCACACGAGGGCCACGACCACGCGGACAUCCCGCCUGAUCAGAGACCGACGAACUUCAAUGAUCCAAAAUUCGCUCAAAAUGAAGCGCACUUGAAAGAACACUUGAAGGACGAGAUAAACAUGAAAGCGAAAAUGAGCCCAGAGGAAAUGGAGUUCCACUACUUCCGGUUACACGAUACUAACAACGACACGCACUUGGACGGUAUUGAGAUCCUGCAGGCGAUGGCGCACAUGAUUCCCGUACCGGAACUGACGCUGCAGGAGAAGCUGGGCAAGUCAAAUGAGGCAAUAGAGGCGAUGAUGGAUGAGCGCCGGAAGGGCAUGAUGAAAUACUACGAAGACAUCAUUGACCGCGUACUGCGAGAUGACGACAUAGACAAGGACGGGUACCUAACCUACUCAGAGUUCGCACGUGCGCGCAGGCGCGAGGAGUACCACUCGGCGCGCAUGCACGAGGAGCACAUGCGUCAGCAGGCCAUACAGUACGAACAGUUCCAACAGUGGCAGGCAAUGCAGGCUCAGCAAGGCAAGCAGGGCACCCAGAUGGGCAAUCCCAACAUCCCUCCACCUCCUCAACAGAUGAACCAGAUGAAUCAGCAGCAACAGCAGCAGUUCCAGCAAUUCCAACAGUACCAACUACAGCAACAGCAGCAGCAACAGAAUAAUCAACAACAACAGAAAUAUUAG
Messenger RNA from Dreissena polymorpha, 1030 nucleotides. Its product is annotated as multiple coagulation factor deficiency protein 2 homolog. NCBI's taxonomy places the organism in Eukaryota, Metazoa, Mollusca, Bivalvia, Myida, Dreissenidae. Gene Ontology annotation, molecular function: calcium ion binding. The record is from RefSeq and is a predicted model, not a curated record. The transcript has 6 exons. Bases 278 to 1030 code for a protein of 250 amino acids.